GGCGCGUUCAUGUUCCUGCGGACUCGUGGGCUAACUUGCUCUGGGAACUAGCACCAUGGCGUCCGGCUGCAAGAUUGGCCCGUCCAUCCUCAACAGCGACCUGGCCAGCUUAGGGGCCGAGUGCCUCCGGAUGCUGGACUCGGGGGCCGACUAUCUGCACCUGGAUGUAAUGGACGGGCAUUUUGUUCCCAACAUCACCUUUGGUCACCCUGUGGUAGAAAGCCUCCGAAAGCAGCUAGGCCAGGACCCCUUCUUUGAUAUGCACAUGAUGGUGUCCAGACCAGAACAGUGGGUAAAGCCAAUGGCUGUAGCAGGCGCUAAUCAGUAUACCUUUCAUUUAGAGGCCACUGAGAACCCAGGGGCUUUGAUUAAAGACAUUCGGGAGAAUGGAAUGAAGGUUGGUCUUGCCAUCAAACCUGGAACUACAGUUGAGUACUUGGCACCCUGGGCUAAUCAGAUAGACAUGGCCUUGGUUAUGACAGUGGAACCUGGGUUUGGAGGGCAAAAAUUUAUGGAUGAUAUGAUGCCAAAGGUUCACUGGUUGAGGACUCAGUUCCCAUCUUUGGACAUAGAGGUCGAUGGUGGCGUAGGUCCUGACACUAUCCAUAAAUGUGCAGAGGCAGGAGCUAACAUGAUUGUGUCUGGUAGUGCCAUUAUGAGGAGUGAAGACCCCAGAUCUGUGAUCAACCUGUUAAGAAAUGUUUGCUCAGAAGCUGCUCAGAAACGCUCUCUUGAUCGAUAAAACCACAAGGAAUCUAAUGUUUCUUCUUACAAAAUCUCUCAACUAGAAAAAAAGAAUAUUGACUACUAAAUCAUAAUCGCAGUUGAGACAGUGCUGCUUUUCUGAGCAAUUAAUUCAUUCAGGUGACUAAAAUCUAUUCUACAGAAUGUUCCAAGAAAUUAGAAAUUGGUGUGUACAACUACUUUUAAGUGAUGAAAUUUAAAGAUUACUGUGAUAAAAUUUUCAUUUUUACUGGUAGACUUGAUUUUUAUAAUGAGUAAAAGUAUGACUAUUAAGGUUUGUUACAGAAAUGUGUUAAUGCCUGAGGAAGGCUUAUGUAUGAUGAGAAAAUGUUUGUCUGCAUUUUCAAAAGAAUUUUCUAUUGUUUUCUGCUAUUUUCCAAAAGCAAUGGAAUCUCUUGUUUUUCCUGUUCCGUAUAGUUUUAUUUGUGUAUAUAUGUGAUAAUAUCAGAAAUCUGUUUGGAUUUGGCUUGUGACUUCCAAAGCAUCUAUUUUCAUUUGCACCUGAUUUUUUUUUAUAUACUUAGACUACAAAAACAAUGUAUGAAUUGCAGAGAUUUUCAGAUGGUCUGUUGUACAUACAAGUACAGAUGUUAUUAGAAUAUUUUGUUUUGUUGGAGGGAUGGGUUAUUCAGUGGGCAUCCUUUUCAGAGUCACACUAUUCCUAAGGACAUAAAGUAGCUCUGAAAAGAAAGGAAGCUUCUAUUCGGAAAUAAUAGUGAUUGAUCUUGACUCUUCCUUUCUAGUUAUUUGAUGUUAGCAAAUCAAAACCAGAUUCUUUCAGCUUCUGUUUACUGAUUCAUAUGUUGAUUGUAAAACCAUACAAGGAUUAAAAGUGAUAUUACAAGCUUUA
Messenger RNA from Sorex araneus (European shrew), 1594 nucleotides. It is a transcript of the gene RPE, whose product is annotated as ribulose-5-phosphate-3-epimerase. Gene Ontology annotation, cellular component: cytosol. The coding region runs from base 56 to 742 and encodes 228 amino acids. Lineage: Eukaryota; Metazoa; Chordata; Mammalia; Eulipotyphla; Soricidae. Gene Ontology annotation, molecular function: D-ribulose-phosphate 3-epimerase activity; metal ion binding. The transcript has 6 exons. The record is from RefSeq and is a predicted model, not a curated record. Gene Ontology annotation, biological process: carbohydrate metabolic process; pentose-phosphate shunt; pentose-phosphate shunt, non-oxidative branch.